Panicum hallii is the source of this 1055-nucleotide messenger RNA. Its product is annotated as F-box protein SKIP5. The transcript is spliced from 5 exons. Lineage: Eukaryota; Viridiplantae; Streptophyta; Magnoliopsida; Poales; Poaceae. Gene Ontology annotation, molecular function: protein binding. The coding region runs from base 98 to 841 and encodes 247 amino acids. The record is from RefSeq and is a predicted model, not a curated record.
UAUGAUGCGUGUGAGAUAUCCCGUGCUCACGACGUCGGCGCCGCAAAGCCGCAGCCUGGCGGAGGGGAGGGGAGAAGGGAAUUAGUAGAAGGUAGCAAUGGGGAAGCGCCGGCGCGCAGCGGUGCCGGCGGUGGAGGAGCUGAUUUCUCCGGUGAACAGCCUGGACGACGGCUGCCUCAUGCACAUCUUCAGCUUCCUCAGCCCGAUUCCAGAUAGGUAUAACACCGCCCUCGUUUGCCACAGAUGGCGCUUCCUUGCAUGCCAUCCUCGGCUAUGGUUGCGUGUUGAGAGGCCAAUCAGAGAUGUGAUGGAGCCUGGAGUUUAUCCGAAUCUUGAGGCCGCCGUUUCUGCUGCUAGGCCUGGUGACACCAUUCUUAUUGCGGCUGGUGGUACUCAUGUUGCAUGUAACAUCCAAAUAAAGAAGCCUAUUUGCAUCAUUGGCGGGGGUGAACUUCCCGAUGACACUGUAUUAACCUGUUCACGUGGCUCCGACAAUGCAUUGGAGUUCCUAUCAACAUGCAAGAUUGCAAAUUUGACUAUAAGAGCAGAGCUUGGAUGCUGCUUGCUGCAUCGAAGCGGUAGAUUGACUAUUCAGGAGUGUUUGCUGCAGUGUGAGCAAAACCCUUUGGACUAUCUGUCCUUUCCAAUAAUCAGCACAGCAAUAGAGUAUAAUUCAUUUCCAUCCCUCAAGGAGCAAGGGCAUGGUGUAACCGUUGUUCGCACCCGGAUUGAAGGGGGUGCGAAGGCUGUCAGGACGAACGGAACGCUCGCACUGCAGCGUGUGCGGGCCAUCUAUUCCCGCAGUUCUGUUUUCUUCUGGUUCGAAGUAGGAGAAAAGUAAAUAAUGCUGUACACUAACAAUAAGCUGUUGCAUUCCUGUAUGUGUCAUCCUAGUCUGGUAAACUCACCCUUGUAUUCCUGUUUGCUGUAACUUAUGAUAACUGCUUUGAUGUUCGUCUCCACAAGAAACAUGUUGCUGUUUGGAAGUUUGGUGGAGUGUACAAAUUCACAGUUGUCAUUGAUAAAAAUUUUCCCUAGUUUUCGGAUCGGCUGCA